Messenger RNA from Penicillium coprophilum, 873 nucleotides. RefSeq names its product mitochondrial 37S ribosomal protein uS10m. The transcript has 5 exons. Gene Ontology annotation, molecular function: structural constituent of ribosome. Gene Ontology annotation, cellular component: mitochondrion; ribosome; small ribosomal subunit. The record is from RefSeq and is a predicted model, not a curated record. Gene Ontology annotation, biological process: translation. The coding region runs from base 1 to 873 and encodes 290 amino acids. NCBI's taxonomy places the organism in Eukaryota, Fungi, Ascomycota, Eurotiomycetes, Eurotiales, Aspergillaceae.
AUGUUCUCAUACACAUCGCGCUCCUUGAUUGGAGUGAGCAAGCACCUGAGGGUGCCUGUGCCAUUCCGCUCUCUAUCAUCCCCAACCCAGCCAACUCCGCCGGAGCAAGAGAAGACAUCCGCCCAAGACCCAACAUCGACACCUACACCAGUCGCUCCUGUAGAAGCUGCCCCUGUGGCUCCUACUCCUGCUGCUACUCCUGCUGCUACCUCCGCUGCUACCGCCCCUGCGUCGACUAUUCCAGUAGCAUCAACGGAGGCCGAGCAGAUCACCAAGCCUAGCGUUAAGGAAUGGGCUGAACGGUUAGGAGCAUUCGACGAGGAGAACCGACUUCCACGAAGCGUGCAAGCCAUAUACCUACGUCCUUUGCGGAGAAAAGCAGAAUACGGCCUUCCUGUCUGCGACCUUCAAUUGCGAUCAUACAGCGUCCGUAAUGUGGAGUUCUUCGCUGACUUCGCCAUCCGUGCCGCUUACUACCUCAACCUCCCCGUGUCCGGGCCUGUGCCUCUCCCCCGCAUCGUUGAACGCUGGACCGUCCCCCGAAGCAACUUCGUGCACAAGAAGAGCCAGGAGAACUUUGAACGUAUCACCCUCCGUCGACUGGUUCAGAUCAAGGAUGGAAACCCGCAAGCGGUGCAGGCGUGGCUUGCAUUCCUUCGGAAGCACGCGUUUUACGGAGUUGGCAUGAAGGCAAAUAUCUGGGAACACGAUAGUCUCGAUGCUGGUAAGGCUAUGGAUGCUUCUGUCGCCGAGGUGGAAGAGGCCCUUCGCCCUGAGCUUGCGCAAUUCGGUCAACGGAAGGACAAUUCGGCUCCGGGCACUAUAUUCGAUACUUUGAACAGUGAGCGAUUCGGAGAGCGCAAGGGUCUAUAG